GAUGUCAAAUCUUAUUAAUUCAGCAUAUUCAUAUAGGCCGGGAUUUUACUGAUAAAAUUGAAAAAAUAUCCCAUGGAUGCAAAAAAAUUUAUUAACAAAGGGAGAAAAUCAAUAUCACUUCAUUCACAAUUAAUUCAGAGGCCACUUGCUUUAUCGCCAACAGCCACGUUUUCUUUCAUAAUGAUGAAUAAAACACCAUCUGACUCGUAUACUUGGGAUAAGCUUCUUGCUCAAAAUGAAAAUGUGUAUGGAGCUCCUGUUUCUUGUUUCCGACAUCUUCCAUUAUCUGAUGGUUGGGAGCAGAUAACUGAAGGAUUGAAGCUAGAAAUUAUUAACAUUGAUUGUGAUGCCUCACUUCAAGGUUAUUGGAUUGCAAGUAUUAUCAAAGUGACAGGAUAUUUUGCGUUAUUACGUUAUGAGGGUUAUCAAGAUGAUAAUAGCAAUGAUUUUUGGAUUAAUUUAGCAAAUCCUGAUGUGCAUGAAGUUGGAUGGUCAUCAACUAAUCAAUGUCAAUUAAUCCCACCCAAAAACAUACAACAUAAAUUUGAGGAUUGGAAAAAUUUUUUGGUUGAAACUCUGGUAGGUGCCAAAACCCUCCCAUCAAAUUUUCAUGAUAAGUUAAUGAGAUGUUUAGAAUCACGCUUUAGACCUGGCAUGCGUUUGGAAGCAUUAGAUAAAAAUGAUAUAUCUGCAAUGAGACCAUGUAUAAUAAAUAAAGUUGUUGGCCAGCGCUUGCAUUUAAUAUAUUUGGAACCAGGAAAAGAAUUGUCCAACACUGAAUCUAUAGCUUCAAAUGGAGCCUCAAAACCACCCAACUCUUUGCAUGCUUCCCUCAAUGACCACGCUGAAGUCGAAGGAUUUUGGUGUCACCAGAGUUCCCCCUUGAUACAUCCCGUGGGCUGGUCAGCACUCGUCGGUCACAAAGUUACAGCCGACAAAGACUACAUCGAAAAAUCCAAAGAAUUAGCUAUUCAAGGACGAUAUUCAAGCGAUUACGCCCCGUACGACUUGUUUACUAGACCUACUCGAACACUACCUCCGAACUCUAAAUUUGAAAUGGGAAUGAAAUUGGAAGCCUUGGAUCCUGUAAAUCUUUCCUCAAUAUGCGUUGCGACCAUUAGAAAGGUUUUAGAACGUGGAUACGUGAUGAUAAGUAUAGACGGAGCGCCAGAGAACGUGCAAAACGUAUUUUGCUAUCACUCCACUUCGCCAUACAUAUUUCCCCUGGGGUUUUGCAAAACCCAUGGCAUUGAACUUACUCAACCACGCGAUUACACCUCGUCCCACAACGUGAUUCCCAACGCUACUUCUGCUAAAAGGUUUGAUUGGGACGAAUACCUGGACGCAACGAAAUCCCAUUCUAUACCUGAUAUUGGCGACUACAAGGAGGACAACCUAUCAUCUCAGCACCCGACUUUGGCAGUGGGUAUGAAACUGGAAGCCGUGGACCUAAUGGAACCACACCUAAUGUGCGUGGCUACUGUCACGCGGGAGGCUGGGCGACUGCUCAAGAUCCAUUUCGACGGCUGGGACCGGGCCUAUGACCAAUGGGUGGACCGCUCUAGUUCUGACCUAUUUGCUCCAGGAUGGUGUGAGCUGGCCGGCUAUAGGCUCGAACCCAGCCCUACUGCCUCCAUAACCCCAGAGUCGCCCCACCGGGAAUCAUUUGAAAUUGAAGGAAAAAAACGUAUCAAGAGGAAUUCUAAUUCCAUCCCUAACCACAAGCGUUCAAACAAGCUAAGAAAAUCUAAGCAAUAAUUGGCUUUGCCGCUUUUACAAAACGAAUAUCAAAGAAAUUGUUUAAUAAUUAUAUCAUAGGCCUGACUAGAUUCACUACUUUUUACUCAUGUUUAAUUAUACACUUAAUAUAUAUGCAUAUAUGAUAGUAGAUAAUUUUUUUUUUAAACAUUUGCCGCACUGAAUAAUGAUAUAUCAGACUUAUUUAAUACUCGAAAACCUUAAGAGAUGAACCAAGUAUGAUAUUAUCCCUUUACUGUUUUAAUAAUAGACGUCAAAUUUGCUAAUUAUAAUAUAGUAUUAUCCUAUUUAA
Messenger RNA from Gordionus sp. m RMFG-2023, 2050 nucleotides. RefSeq names its product MBT domain-containing protein 1-like. The coding region runs from base 73 to 1758 and encodes 561 amino acids. Gene Ontology annotation, cellular component: nucleus. Gene Ontology annotation, molecular function: chromatin binding. The record is from RefSeq and is a predicted model, not a curated record. The transcript has 13 exons. Gene Ontology annotation, biological process: negative regulation of DNA-templated transcription. NCBI's taxonomy places the organism in Eukaryota, Metazoa, Nematomorpha, Gordioida, Chordodea, Parachordodidae.